UCGAGCCAUCAUCGUCUUCCUCUUCUUUCUUCCCCUCCCCCACUCCUAUCCUUCUCCCUUAAGUGCUCCAACUACCCAGUAGUGCCCACCAACCCGCGAACCUUCUAGAACACGCCAUCGGUUGAGCGAGACGGAACCCUAGGCGAGCGUCGGAGCUUGGAGGGGACGGACGAUGCGCGCCCGGUGACCCUCUCGGGCGGCGGCGGCGGAGGGUUUGCGGGGGGAUGGCAGUGGCGGCUGAGGGUGGGAGCGUGGAGGAGGGCGUGGGGGAGAGCUCUUCUCCUCCGCGUGAGGCGCCGCCCGCGCCCGCCGUGUCGGGCGGGAGCGGCGGAGGCGGGGGAGCCCCCCGCGACAUCUGCACCCAGGUGUUCGAGCGGCUCGUCGCCGACGGCAACGAGGAGGCGGCAGGCCCCGACUUCCGCGUCCAGCUCGAGGCCCAUUUCGCGCGGCUUCCAUUCAGCUAUCAACUUGAUAUCAAUGUCGACAAAUCAGCAGAUGUCUUGGUCCAUCAGAAGGUCUUGGCGGAAGCAAAGGAUCCUCUGAGGCGCCCUGCUUUCCGUGUCCGUUUUUUGAGGGUUGAAGACAUGGAUUCAGCGUAUGGCUCUGAUGCAUCUGAUGAAGGGGCUGAUGAUGGUGAUGAUCUCUCUGUAAGGCAGGACACACCAUACACACACAUUCAUGAGAUAGUUUUCUCCACAAUUGACAAGCCAAAGCUCCUUAGUCAGCUGUCUGCCUUGCUAUCAGACAUUGGACUGAACAUCAGGGAAGCACAUGUUUUCUCUACCGUAGAUGGCUAUUCUCUUGAUGUUUUUGUUGUUGAUGGUUGGCCCAUUGAGGAUACUGAUGGUUUACAUAAGGCGCUUGAAGCAUCUGUUUUAAGGAACGAGGGUUCAUGGUCUGGUUCAUCUCACUCCUCAGCUGCGGAAAGAACACUGCCAUUCCAGGUAAAAGGUGGGGAAUGGGAAAUUGACAAGCGGCUUCUGAAGAUGGGAGAGAUGAUUGCUUCUGGUUCUUGUGGAGACUUGUUCCAUGGGACUUACUUUGGCGAGGAUGUUGCUGUUAAAGUUCUAAAAGCCGAGCAUUUGAAUAAUAAUGUUUGGAAUGAGUUUACACAAGAAGUAUAUAUUCUAAGGGAAGUUCAUCAUACCAAUGUUGUGCGAUUCAUUGGUGCAUGCACAAAACCACCAAAAUUUUGCAUAAUUACAGAAUACAUGUCUGGAGGAAGUCUGUAUGAUUAUGUGCACAAGCAGCGUAAUGUCGUUGAUCUCCCAACUCUGCUGAAGUUUGCAUGUGAUGUAUGCCGAGGGAUGUGUUACUUGCAUCAGAGGGGUAUUAUCCACAGAGACUUAAAGACAGCAAACCUUCUAAUGGACAAAGAUCAUGUUGUUAAAGUAGCAGAUUUUGGUGUAGCUCGGUUCCAGGAUCAAGGUGGUAUCAUGACAGCUGAAACUGGAACAUACAGAUGGAUGGCGCCUGAGGUUAUAAAUCAUCAACCCUAUGAUAACAAAGCAGAUGUAUUUAGUUUCGCUAUUGUGCUUUGGGAACUCCUGACGUCCAAGAUCCCAUAUGAUACCAUGACACCUCUGCAAGCAGCUGUAGGUGUGAGGCAGGGGCUGCGCCCAGUGCUGCCAGAAAAGACACAUCCCAAGCUAUUAGACUUGCUGCAGAGAUGUUGGGAAACCAUCCCAUCAAAUCGGCCUGCUUUCCCAGAUAUAUUAACUGAACUAGAGGGUCUUCUGGCAGAAGUUCAGGGAACUUCAGGUGAAACGAGCAAGCAACCGAAGGACAUCUCGGCCUCGACAGACUGACCCUCUGCACAUACCUGACAUACUAGGAUCCGGAACACUGAUGUUGAGGAAUGUAGCAUAUCAUUUUUGGUUUUGGUUUACCUUUUGUUAUGUACAAUUUGAAGAGUCGUCUUUGGGCCUCAUGUUUUUUUCAGGCUGUGUCUCACUGUUUCUACAAAGAAAAUCGAAUUAUCUGUUGAGUAUACUGGUCAUAGCUUUGGUCAUCUCUUGUUGUGAAGGAUGUUUAUAUCUCGUGUAUCAUGUACACCAAGUUGUCUUUUCUGGUGAAUACAGCCAGCCAAAUGACAGGAAUCAUGUUUUAAUCU
Molecule: messenger RNA, 2113 nt
Organism: Aegilops tauschii subsp. strangulata
Lineage: Eukaryota; Viridiplantae; Streptophyta; Magnoliopsida; Poales; Poaceae
Product: serine/threonine-protein kinase STY46
Biological process (GO): protein phosphorylation
Molecular function (GO): protein serine/threonine kinase activity; ATP binding
Source: RefSeq, a predicted model, not a curated record